CCACCAUACAAAAAAUGGACAACAAGAGUGAAGCAACGCUGGGACUUUUUCUGCUGAUCAUGCUUCAGCGUUUUGUGGUGUCUGGUGGCGUGGAGGUCAGGCCUUCCAUCAACCCCGCCAUAGCCGGGAACGCCGUGACGCUGUCGCUGUUUCCGUCUGAGAACAUAAAAAGUGGAAGCUGGUCGGUGGGACAGUCCCCCGUGGUCACCUGGCAGGGGACUCACCAGGCGGUCUUCCCCAGCCACACCGGCAGGGCGUUUGUGAACAUCAGCACCGGAGCUCUCACUCUGACCUCUCUCACCGUGGCUGACUCGGGCUUCUAUGAGGUGGUGGGAACGGACCCCCAGCUGAGGGCCAACACUUCCAUCACGGUAGAGGAAUCCAUCUCGAACGUGACUCUGAAAGUGACUCAGACGGGCCUGGUGGAGUUUCGGAGUUCAGCCCUCAUGACGUGCUCAGUCUCCUCUGGUUCCUCCCUGUCCUUUCUCUGGACGAACGGCAGCUCUGUGGUCACAGUCAGCGACAGAGUUCAGCUCUCAAAUGGAAGCUCCACUCUCAGAGUUUUAAACUUGACCCGCUUUGACUCUGGACCUUACAGGUGUUCAGUGUCCAAUCCUGUCAGUAACGGCACAAGCAAUACAGAAAACGUUACCAUCAGCUAUGGUCCGGACAACAUGGCUCUCUCUGUGAAUGGUCAGGAAACGACUUCCUUUGCCGCUGGAUCUAAUUUGAGCAUGCUCUGCUCUGCAGAGUCCAAUCCUGCAGCCCAGCUUCAGUGGGCUUUCAAAGGAGAGCUUGUGAACAGCACAGGAACAUGGCUGAAGCUGAUCAACGUCAGUGAGAACCAGACUGGUUCAUAUUCUUGCCUGGCUUUUAACAAUAACACCAGCAAAUACAACAACAUCACCAGAUACAUAACAAUAUCAAAAUUAGUCACUUGGUCAAGAGAGAAGUUCUCAGCUGAACAGAAGAUGGAGAGAAGAUUGAGCCCUGCAGUGACGCUGGUCCUAAUCCUGACCAUAAUAUCCGUAGCAGAUCGCGCGUUCAGCCAAAGCACUCUUGUCUCAGAAAAAGUUUUACCAGUGGGCAGCAAUGUAACACUCAGUGGGGCCAAUGUGUCACUAGGAACAUGGAUCUAUAACAGCAGUUUGAUUGCCGUGAUUUUUUCAAAUCAAAUUAGUGUAAGCAGCUCUUGGAAGUGGAGAACAUCAAUAAAUCCAACUAACAAUGAUUUGACCAUUAGAGGCCUGAAUGUGAACGAUUCUGGAGAAUACAAAUUAGAAGACCUGGAACAUACAGCUGUUCUUUUAAAACUCUCAGUCCAAGUUCCUAUUUCUGAUGCAAGCCUGCAAGCAAGCCAAAUCAAUCUGAUAGAAUUCAACGACACAGUGGUCUUUAAGUGCUUUGUGUCUGCUGGCUCCUUUGUGUCCUACCAACUGUUGAAUGGAAAAUCUACAUAUGCACCCAUGGUAAAUGGCAGCCUCACCAUGCCAAACGUGACCCGUGACAAUCAAGGCCCGUUCAGCUGCGUUGCAUCAAAUGGACUUGGGAACAUGAGUAGCUCAUCAGUGCUACUGAACAUCAGCUAUGGUCCAGACAAGCCAAUGUUAAAAGUGAUGCCCGAGAAGAGCGUGUACAUGUCGGGAUCUGAAAUCACACUGUCAUGCUCAGCAGACUCCAGUCCUUCAGCAACAGUGCAGUGGAUGUUUAAUGGGACGAAUCUCAACAAAAACAGCCAACAGCUUAAAUUAGAGAAUGUUUCAUCGAACAACUCUGGAGUUUAUGAAUGCAUCGUCCACAACUCAGUCACUUUAAGGCACAACAGUGGAAGUGUGGGGGUUAACAUCAUGGAUCCCAUUACUUCUGUUGUGGUGAAAAACACUGGGGGCCCUGCAAUUCUUCAUAAAUCCCUUACACUUCUAUGUCAAGUGACUGGGCCGGUUCAAAACAUUCAGUGGUGGAAAGAUGACCAGCUUAUUUCUCCUAACAGCACGGCAGCAUCUGCUGAUAACCGGACACUGACUUUUAAUGCAGUCCAGCGUUCAGAUGAUGGAAAAUAUGUGUGCAAGGCUUUUAACGCUGUGAGCAACAUGUCCAGCAGCCUCUUCCAGGUCACAGUUCACUAUGGACCAGAAAGGGUGAAUAUUUCAGGACCUAACCUGAAGAAAACAGGAGACAAUGUGACACUCAGCUGCCAGGCGGAAUCAACCCCCCCCAGCCUGUUCAUGUGGUACUUCAAGGAUGCUGUUGUGUCCAACAUGUCCACAUUUAAUUCACCUCCACUUACCAAAGAACUGAGCGGGCAGUACACCUGCGUGGCCUUCAACAACAUCACUAACUGGAAAAGCAACGUCAGCAUAAACCUUUCAGUUAUUGAUCCAAUUGUGAAUGUGACUAUAACAACAAACAAAAUUCCCGUCAUUGAAAACGAACUGCAUGAGUUAACCUGUGAGGUCACUGGAGAUGUUGAUGAGAUUCACUGGAUGGCGAAGUGGGCAGAACUGAAAGAGGACAACACAACAGUUUUCCACAUGAACAACAAGACGGUCACAUUUAUUCCUGUAGAUAUUGACGAUGCAGGAACCUACCACUGCACAGCUGUAAAUGUCUUUGGAAACAUGACCAGUCGUGCCUACAACCUUGUUGUCAACUAUGGACCAAGGAUGACAACUGUUCAUGGACCAACUGCAGCAAAGGCAGGAGCUAGUGUCAAUCUGAGCUGCACGGCAGAUUCCAACCCUGAGAGCUCCUUCAGAUGGUAUUUCAAUGAUGCUGUGGUCUCCAACAUGUCUCAGUUUACCACACCUCCACUUUCCAAAGAACUGAGUGGCCAGUACACCUGUAUGGUCUUCAACAGUGUCACCAACAAAACCAGCAACGCCUCCUUAAUGCUUUCCGUUAUUGAGCCAAUUGCAAAUGUUCAAGUACAGCCAAUGAACUCUGCAGUGGAAGGUCGGUCCUAUAAUUUAACAUGCGGCGCAACAGGACCAGUUGAUGGCGUUUACUGGAUGAAGGAUUCGAAACCACUGCAGGCGGGCAGCAGAAUCAUUUUCCUAAUGAACAACAAGACACUCUCGUUUAUGCCAGCGGAUCGUUCUGACAUGGGAAACUACCAGUGCGUGGCGAGUAACGCUGUUGAAAACAUGACUAGUAAUCCCUACAUCCUCACUGUCAACUAUGGACCAGAUAUGGUAAAUGUCACUGGACCAAGUGUAGCAAAGACAGGACAAAGUGUCAGUCUCUACUGCUCUGCAGCAUCAGCCCCCAUGAGCCACUUCACAUGGCAUGUUGGUGGUUCUGUGGUUGCCAACACUUCUGAGUAUGUUACUCCUCCUCUAACCCCAAGCAUGAGUGGGACAUAUGUCUGCACAGCAUUCAACAACGUCACAAACCAAAACAGGACGGGUUACCUGAACCUUUCUGUUGUUGACCCCAUAAAAAAAGUACAGGUUGAGCCAGAAAUGAAUUCCUGCAUGGAGGGUUAUUCGUACACUCUAACAUGCAAUGUAACUGGAUCUGUUGAUAACAUUUACUGGAUGAAGGACUGGAUGCCACUGCAGGCAGACAACCGAAAAGUUUUCAUGAUGGACAACAAGACAGUCAAGUUUGUGUCUGUGGAACGUUCUGAUGCUGGAAACUACAGCUGCAUGGCUGUUAACAGUUUUGGAAACAUGACUAGCUCUCUUUACAAACUUGUUGUCAACUAUGGACCCGACACACCCGUCAUCCAAGGGUCAGAGUUUGGGGAAGUGGGAAGUAACGCCGUCUUCAAUUGCUCUGCUUCAUCAACUCCUCCAAGUCAAUUUAGUUGGUGGUUCAAUGACUCUCAAGUAGCUGUUACAUCAAUGUUUACUGCUGGUCCUUUGACGUUUAACAUGAGCGGUAACUACACCUGUAUGGCUCACAAUACCGCCACAGGAAAAAACAACACCAACUCAAUUAUGCUCACAGUUAUAGAGGCAAUAACGUCUAUCAUGAUACGAAACUAUACAACUCCAAUUAACGAGAAAAACUUCUCACUCACAUGUGAGGUUGUUGGACCCUAUGACGCCAUCUACUGGAUGAAGAACGGCGAGUACCUAAACGUGAGCGACUCCUGUGUGAGCCAGCAGGCAAUGCACUGCACUGAGAAGAACAUGCUUCACUUCACUCCAAUAACCCUGAAGGAUGAUGGGAAAUACCAGUGUGUUGCUUCCAACAGGGGAGCAGUUCAUAUGAGUCCAGAGUACACGCCCCUGAUAAACUAUGGUCCCAUGAGUGUAACUAUUUCCGGACCGGAUGCGGGUUCAGAGGGCACCUCUGUGUCCCUGAGGUGCUCCGCUGAUUCUCAGCCACAGUGUGACUUCCAGUGGUACUUCUCCAAUCAGAUAACGUUUGUGAAGACGGGACCUGAAAUUACUUUCAAUGUAACACAGAUGACCAAGGGGAUCUACAUGUGCAAGGCAACAAACCCUGUGACAAGCAUCUCAAUGUUCCAAACCAAAGCUUUCGCUCUUGGAGGCCAGGCCAGUGUUAUGCAUUUUGCCGCCCAUGGAAGCCUGAUGUCAAUGAGUCUGCUUGUGUUCACUGCACACAUGCUUUUCCACUGAGGUCCCUGCCAGCCUAGAGGGCCUCCUGCUCACUCUGCAGUCUUUAACAUUGCACUUUUACCACACAAAUCCAAAUAUAACAGCGGUGUGGAAAACUAUUUUCUGAAAAUUUUAUCCAAUGUAUUUUCAUUGUAUGGAUCUAUUGCUUUGGUUGUACUAAAAGCUAUAGUCAAGUUUGAUUAAUGUAAUAAUGCAUUCAGUCUUAAAUAUCUUAUGUGUGGUACAAAUUCUGAUUUUUUUUUUACUCUAUAUAUUUGCACUUUGUCUUUAAUAUCAUUAUAAUAGGUACUCCACUACAUAUAAACAUAUAUAAAAGUCAUAAAUUCACAAAUGUUUUCAUAUUUUGAUUCUCUGGAAUUACUCACUAAUCAAUAAAGACUCUUCCUCUUUCUCAGUGCUCCCUUCAGGGGUCACCACAGCAAAUGUAACCAAUAAAGAAUGAUCACAAAAA
Molecule: messenger RNA, 5040 nt
Organism: Oryzias latipes (Japanese medaka)
Lineage: Eukaryota; Metazoa; Chordata; Actinopteri; Beloniformes; Adrianichthyidae
Source: RefSeq, a predicted model, not a curated record